AUGAGUAAUUUGAAUAUGAACGAAGCUAGUGGUACUAGUCAUAAUGAUAAGGAAAAUAAAAAUACGAGUGAACAAAAAACUGAUGAUUUUCACCAAAAUAAAGAAAUAGACGAGAAGUUAUCUAAAAGUGAAAUUAAAAGGAGUACAAAAAUUGAGGAAAAUUCAAUUAAUAAAGUAGAUAAUAUCGGGUCUUCAUCAACAAUUACUAAAGAUACAAAAAUAGAUUUAACGGAUAAAGUCUUUCUGAAUGUUAGCAAUAAAAAAAAAGAACAGUUUCAAAAUGAGUUUUCAAUUUUUCAAAAGUGUAUGAAGCUUGGUAUCAGAGUGCCUCAACAGGACUUUUUACAGAACCAGACUCAUAAGAAAAUUUUGGUACAAUAUUCUCUUGGCCAAGGCAAAGGUUUUGGCAAAGGCACCGGUGACUAUGACACGGAAAGAAACUCUUUCGUUUUAUUGGUAAUGGUAAUAGUACUAGUGAUGCUACUCAUUACCGCAGGCUGGAUAAUACUUGUAUUUACAGUAGAAAGUUUGUUCGACACAUUCGCAGACGCAAGCAUCUUUUCUAUUAUGGCAGUGAGUGUAUGCUUGCUGAUUUUAGACUAUACAAUGACGUGUGUUCCAGCCGCGCGCAAACCACCGUGUGCUAUGGUGACGUGUCGUUACGAUACAAUUAUUGUAUUUUAUGCGUUCCUCGCCACCUCAGCUAUAGUACUCGUUUGUGCAGCACUGGCUUGUACCCCGUUCGACUUUACAAGUUGUUGGCUGUAUUUUAUUGUAAUAUUAGUGGGGUUUUCAGUUGUUGCCAUGACUGUUUCUAUCGGUAUGAUGGUGACAGGCACUUAUCUAAAAACUGUGCAUCUCGCAAUUUUGUGUAUAGCUGUUCUUCUGCAGUCCGUGGGUUUAGUAAUGAAUCUGCAGAUGAUAUUAGGAGGAAAGAGUAUAGAAAUGGAAGAAGAUGACUAUCUCAUGGCUGCUUUCAUACUAUAUACAUCUAUCGUGAGAAUGUUUCUUAACCUUGUUCAGAUACUAGGGCUUUUGGAUCAAGAUUGA
Molecule: messenger RNA, 1050 nt
Organism: Arctia plantaginis
Lineage: Eukaryota; Metazoa; Arthropoda; Insecta; Lepidoptera; Erebidae
Source: the annotation of a GenBank genome assembly